AAAAAAAAAAAAGAAAGAAAGAAAGAAGAAAGAAGAAGCUCUCAACCUCACGUCAGCGUCUAAACAAAGCUCAAUACCCACAAACCUAAAUUGAAAAAAACUCUAAAUUGAAAAAAACUCUCGCUCUCGAUCCAUUUCCCUUCUCCAUCUCCACUCCACCGGCCACCACCGACCCAUUCAAACACACAAUCACAAACCCAACCCCAACCCCACUAUACCCACUUCUCUCCGUGUCUCUCUUCCUAGCCGCAACUCACCACAACCCCUGCCCUCACUGUCUCGGCAAUUUCAGUGUAGAGAAAUUGCCUUCAAGAAUUAACAACAUUUGGUGGUCUAUCCAGAGGGAAGCUCCUUAAUCCAUUUGACUUCAGCCAUUCUUCAGUGUUUGUUGCUAUAGGGUGUUUGGAUUUGUGUUUAUAAGAUCUCUUAUUCAUCAAAAGAGUACAGAGGACAGCUACUGUGCAAGUUGCCGCAUUUUUGUACUCAAUAAGCACCAAAAGGCAAAAAUGCUGUUAAAAGAUAUGGAACGAGCGGUACAGGAUAUUGUUGAAGAAACCAUUAUUGAUGGGCUGUCAAGUCCAUCCAGUCAAGAAGGAACCAUUAUUGAAGGGCUGUCAAUUGCAUCCAGUCAAGAAGGAAGUGAAAGUAUAACUGAAGCAAGUGUGCAAGAUAGCGAAGGAGAAACUCCUACUAAUGCAGUGGCCAAAGAGCCUCUUAAAUGUUUAAUAUUCAAGGUUCCUGCACAUGUUCGUGAAGUUGACGAAAGAGCUUACAACCCCAAGGUUGUUUCCAUUGGUCCAUUUCAUCAUGAUGAACCAGGGUUGAGAUUCAUGGAAGCUCAAAAGUUGCGGUUUUACAAUCGCCUCUUACAGAAAAUAAGAGGGCUUACUGGUGAACAAAGUCUUGAAAAUGCCAUGAAAGAAUUGGAGGGAAAAACCAGAGAAUGCUAUUUGGAGGAUUUUGAGAAUAUAAAUAGUCAUGAUUUUGUCAAGAUGAUGACCCUCGACGGCUGCUUCAUUGUAGAGCUCUUGCAGAGUUACCAGGGAAAAGAUAUGGAGGAGCCCAUUUUUGAAACGCGUUGGAUGUUGCCAACAAUUGCUCAUGAUUUGCUUAUGCUUGAGAACCAGCUUCCUAUGUUCGUGCUGCAGAAAAUAUUUGAGCUUACUAUCAUCGAGCGAGAAGCUACUCUGAACAUGCUUGCUCUCCAAUUUUUUGAACCGUUGAGACCUGGGAAGGACAAAUUGAAAACAGAUAUACUUGAAACAAAAGGAUGAACAGAGUGGCAGUGAUGGUUGAAACCAAUGGAGCCAUUUAGCAGGAACUGUCCUAUUGAAUUGAUUGGAACUUACUGGAUUUUGUUGAUAAUAAUGCUUGAGUUGUAAACAAGUUUCAUGAAUAUGGUUUUCUUUUAAGAUUAUGAUCAGAAUGUAAUGAAUAAGGUCUCCAUAUAAACUUCAUAACUGCCAAUGCUGCACAGAUAAUUCAUUCGAAAUUUUAUAUAUAGUAGCUUUUAAUUUUA
Messenger RNA from Quercus robur (English oak), 1519 nucleotides. RefSeq names its product UPF0481 protein At3g47200-like. The transcript has 5 exons. Lineage: Eukaryota; Viridiplantae; Streptophyta; Magnoliopsida; Fagales; Fagaceae. The coding region runs from base 507 to 1274 and encodes 255 amino acids. The record is from RefSeq and is a predicted model, not a curated record.